Messenger RNA from Cololabis saira (Pacific saury), 2211 nucleotides. It is a transcript of the gene tspan5a, whose product is annotated as tetraspanin 5a. The record is from RefSeq and is a predicted model, not a curated record. Gene Ontology annotation, biological process: regulation of vascular endothelial growth factor signaling pathway; protein localization to plasma membrane; protein maturation. The transcript is spliced from 11 exons. The coding region runs from base 307 to 1182 and encodes 291 amino acids. NCBI's taxonomy places the organism in Eukaryota, Metazoa, Chordata, Actinopteri, Beloniformes, Belonidae. Gene Ontology annotation, cellular component: membrane.
CGCAGCCGCGUCCCCGCCUCCCCUGGGCGCUAUUCUCCCUGAAUAACGGAGUCUGGUUUUAUUCUCUUGCUCUGGUUUUACUCCCUGGAUCCGGCGUGUGUGUGUUUUAGCGGCUCGCUGGUGGGCGCCGUCGUCGCUGGUGUCCGGGUCCGGGCCCGGUCUCUUCUCUGAAGCCGCCGCAGUGACAUGCGUCCCCGCCGCGCCGAGCCCGCUCCCGCUCCGCUCCGCGCCGCACCAAGCCUGUAGCAGGCCGGGUCUCUGGUAGCAGGCCGGGUUUCUCUAGCCGGGACCGGACGAUGCUCCAACAUGUCCGGGAAUCACUACAAGGGCCACGAAGUCAGCUGCUGCAUCAAGUACUUCAUUUUCGGAUUCAACAUCCUGUUCUGGCUGCUGGGUAUGGCCUUGGUUGGAAUUGGACUGUGGGCAUGGAGUGAGAAGGGGGUUCUGUCCAACAUCUCGUCCAUCACAGACCUGGGGGGCCUGGACCCCGUCUGGCUCUUCAUGGUGGUGGGGGGGGUCAUGUUCAUCCUGGGCUUCGCCGGCUGCAUCGGAGCGCUGCGGGAGAACACUUUCUUACUGAAGUUUUUCUCCGUGUUUCUGGGAAUUAUCUUUUUCCUGGAGCUGACCACGGGAAUCCUAGCGUUCGUCUUUAAGGACUGGAUCAAAGACCAGCUCAACCUGUUCAUCAACAACAACAUCCGGGCCUACCGGGACGACAUCGACCUGCAGAACCUCAUCGACUUCACUCAGGAAUACUGGGAGUGCUGCGGUGCAUUCGGAGCCGACGACUGGAACCUGAACAUAUAUUUCAACUGCACUGAUGGGAAUCCCAGUCGGGAAAAGUGCGGCGUUCCCUUCUCCUGCUGCACCAAGGACCCAGCGGAGGACGUGAUAAACACUCAGUGUGGCUACGACGUCCGAGCUAAACCGGACUCGGAGCAGAGGGACUUCAUCAACGUGAAAGGCUGCGUGCCGCAGUUCGAGAAGUGGCUGCAGGACAACCUGACCCUGGUGGCCGGGAUCUUCAUCGGAGUGGCGCUGCUGCAGAUUUUUGGGAUUUGCUUGGCGCAGAACUUAGUGAGCGACAUCGAGGCAGUGAGGGCGAGCUGGGUGCCCCCCCCUCUCUCCAUGCGCCGACUCCCACCACCUUCCAGCAAGAAGUCACCGGCUUACUACUCAUGAGACUCACACAGCCGUUCUGCUGGUGGGUGUGAUGGAUCCAUUUUCUUCACCUAACCCUGAGCAGCGACCACACCCUGACAGCACUGUCACAGGACACGGAUCACCGGCACCAUUUUCAACCAGCACCUUUUUUCAAGGCACUAAUAUGUGAAAUGCUCUGUACAAAAAAAACACAGCUACAUGUAGAAAGUAGGAGUUUUUAUACAUCUUUUGAUAGUAGACCUGUAUUUUUCACUACGGGAACAACGGCACGCUGCUUGGAACCAGUGGUUUCUCCGAGUGCUUGCUCCACAGAGCUUUCCACCACUCCUCAACUCUAGUUCAGCUUCCAGCCAGAAACAAGAAGAUAAUUCACUCAUUUAGCUUCAGCCGUGGUGGAUCUCAGCAUCUAAACCUGCUUCCUGUUGCUUUCAAAGGUUACACAUCCAACAAGCAUGAAAACAGAAUUGACUUGAACGUCUUAGAAGACGAGGUCAGGGUGUUUGUGAAGGAGCACUUCUUUAUUUUAAUUUGCUGCAAUGUCUUUACUGAAGAAACGUAUCAAACGUUCAGGGUGCUGGUGCAGAGCUGGAGCUAGCAGCUUGUUGUUGGGGACCCGGCCAGACGCCCGGCUCCACUGCUGCUUUUACAUUUACACUAGGGUUAAGAUCUUAGCUUUGGAUCAUGUAUGUGCAGCCAUCUUGGCUCUCACUUCUAGGAAGUUUCCAGCUGUGGACGGAUUCAAUUCAAUUCAAUUUUAUUUCUAUAGCAUUACAACAGAAGUUAAACAUAAACCCCCGAGCAAUUAUUACAUAAACAUAACAGAAACAUUGGCAGGUAAAAACUCCCCUUUAGGGGAAGAAACCAGGACCUGGAUCAUAAGGGGGGACCAGACUGGGCAGAGAAGGGAAAGAGAGAACAGACAGAGAGAAUGAAGAACAGAGAAAGGAGGGGGUCAUGAUGUCACCAAGCAUAUAGCUGAUAUCCACACAGGCAGGUGGAAGCAGCAGUGGGAUGAUCAGAGGGGGGGGGCUGCAGGCAGGUGGAAGC